UUUUCGACCCGCUCCUGAACGCAACAGUGCUAUCAUCCAGCGUCUCAUUGGCUAGGUGUCCACUUUCGGCAGCUAGCUGUUGUUUUUGGCUGUGGUUUUAAUUGAAUCAUUUUGAUACGAACUUGUACUUGAUCUCUCUGGACGCUUGCUGCCAUGAUGGGAAGCAGGAUUUUUGUGAUUUUCUUGGUGCUUUCCGCCAAUCUGCUGUGCAGAGCCGAAGCGGGCAGGGGCAGGAGCGGCAGCAGCAACCAGAACAGCUUCAAACGAGCAGCUAACGGUAUCUACCAGACUCUGAGCAGCUUGUUCGGAGAGGAGAACAUCCGAGCUCUGUACAAGUUUUUCUCCAAAGCAACAGAGCGAUUUGUGCACGGAGUGGACUCCUUUAUGGAUACCAUUUGGAAGAUCUGGUCGGAUCUGCUUGAUGUGAUGGGUAUCGAUUCCUCCAACCUCAGCCACUAUUUCAGCCUCACGUCUCUGACCAAUUCCCCAGCACGUGCCUUGCUCCUGGGCGCCGCCUUACUGUUGGCCUACUGGUUCCUAUCCAUGUUCCUCGGAGGGUUGUUUUAUUUGCUGCACGCCAUCUUUGGCCGCUUCUUUUGGCUGGCGAGGGUGAUACUCUUCGCCCUGUCUUGCCUCUACAUUCUACAGAAGUUCGAGGGCGACCCGGAGCGCGCCGUGCUGCCGCUGUGCUUCAUCAUGGCUGUGUACUUCAUGACGGGGCCCGUGGGAGCGUACUGGCGUCGCGGAGGCGGGGCUGGCUCGCUGGAGGAGAAAAUCGACCACCUGGACACUCAGAUCAGGCUGCUCAACAUCAGGCUGAGCCGCGUCAUAGACAGCCUCGAGCACAACGGGGAGCAGUAGACUCGCAGCAGGAAGGAUAAGUGUCUAGGUUAGACCACAUGUAUUUAACUCACUUUCCUGGGGACACCUUCAGGAAAACAGCUACCAGGUAUUUACAACUCUACUGUCAGGUGGUGGGAGAACUAGAUCUGUACACAGGGUUUUUAAAAGCUUAAUGUAACGAUGACGUAAAUGGAAAAUUCCUCAAAGAUUUAGACACAUCAGCCAAACCAAACAUUUUGUUUGUUUUUGGUACAAAAAGAAAAAUUGUGAGAAUUAUUUGUACAUCUGGGAAGAAGUUAUCUGUGUGCUGUCUUUCUCUGUUCCACAUCUCAGCAACUUAUAACGAGCUAUCGAGUUAGAUUUAUUUCUGUUGUUGAAGCAGCUAUAGCGCUCAUGCUAAGUAAAUAAAUGUAUUUUAUAAUUAGAUUUUUGCCCUUUUAAAUCCCCUCACGACAAGCAAUUUGUUUUUAAACUUCUGUAAAAAAAAAAAAAAAAAAAGCUGUAAAGAUGAAUGCCUGGCUCGGAUUAAGACAUCGUUAUUUCUAAUAUGUAAAGAUGUUGUAUUGUCCACAGUGAAAUUUAUUUAUUUCAUCCAAACAUGUUGAAAUUGUUUCUUCCGAUUGGUGACCGUUCUGUGGCGUCAGGACCUCUUAUUUUUCUUGUGUGUGGGUCAGUGACCUGCUCCAUCUGUAGUUGUGCAUGUGGGGAAAACACUGUAUCUGAAGUCACCUUCAGACAUUUAAACCAUACAGCAAUAUCUCAGGGACUCGCUCAACACAUAAUGAAAUUUGAUUUCUAGUAUAGGUCACAUUUUGGUGAUGUUCAGUUCUGUUUUCGUGUGUGUUUGUUGGAAAGUUUAAUUUAUGCAUGCCGUCCACAGAAAUCCUACUUUUCAUUUAUGUAAUUAUGGUAUAAUUGUUGUGGCGAUUCAAAUCAGGAAAUGUUUUUAUCAUACACGUGCUCUGAUAUUUUGAGUCAUGAGAUACUGGCUAAUUGGUCUGAAAAAAAUCACUUUUUUUAGAAUACAGCUAAUGUUGGGGUUCAUUUAAAUAAGAGCUCCCAUCUUUAAACCUGGGCUGUCGGUCAAGGCCUGUACCAUUUCCCCAUUACUCCCAGGAAAGCCUGGUAAAACAGUCAUUUGUCUAAUUUCUUCUAAGCAGAGGGCUGUUUCUUCCUGCAUGUUGUGGUGCCGUUCACGUUGCUGACAGUUUGCCUCCUCCUCUUGGUCCAGCUCAGUCAUGUCAACACUUCUUCCUUUCCCUGUUGAAAAUUGAAAACGGCUCGGGUAACGCUUUCCUCGCCCACAUGUGAGAAAAGCGAUCCUUCAACAGAAGUCUGAGUUCUGUUGAAGGAUCACAAAAUGCAGAAACGGCAGCAGAGCUUGGUGGUUAAUUUAUCCAUCCUUUCGCCAAGUGUUUAGCUGCUAAGUGAGCUAGCUCAUUAGGCAUCUUAAGAUAGAGGGUUUAAACGCUAUUAACCGUUACUGUUUUAUAAUUUGGUAUGAGCAUACCAAACAUGAGAUAAGUUUCAAGCACAAAUAUGCAAAGUAAAAUAAACACUCACCGUUACACAUCAUGUCCAACAGUGAGCUUGUGGAAUCCAGACCAGCCUCCCGUCCACAACUCACGGGACGAUCGCUAUAAAUGGCGUCCACAAUUUCCAACCACCGCCACGGCUUUGAGCUUGACUUGCUCCGGCCAUUGUGUUCCUUAAUGUUUUUGUAGUCGCUCAUGAGUUUUCAGAUUUCUGCAACCCUUGACUAGUGAAGCCACAAACUUGAGCUUAAGGGCUACAUAAAGACAUAAAGGUUUUUUUAUGAUAUUGGCAGGUAAAUAUAUUGGAUGGGAUUAACGUUUUCUUUCUGAAUCCUACACAAGCAAACUUCUGUUUUUAUGUGUGGAUAUGAUACAAUUUUUUUUAAUUAUUUCCAUUUUCCAGUAGUUUCCCAGUCAUUUCCCAAAUUCCCAAUGAAGUUUUUGGAAUUAUUCCAAAAAGAAAAUUGCUGAAAAGUUUCCAGAAAUUUACUAGAAAUUCUCUCCCCCUUUUUCAAAAUUAGGGACAGAAUUACUUAACAUAUGGCCUCAAACAUCUGUUCAAUGUUUGGAUUUAAAAAGUUGUAAAUACACCCAUAUUGUUUUGUACCAUGAUUUGGAUAUUAUUUACUUAAGUCCUAAUUUACUAAUUCCUUCUUUUGUUGGCCACUUUUUAUCUGGAGAAAUCCCUUAGUGGGAUUUCUUUCCAACUGGUAUUCAGAUGUGAUGGUGUGACAAAACGAUUAGAAGAUCCAUAAUGUAAGGCAGGAAACAUCCCUAUCGGAAGGAAAAUAAAUUGAAGUUUGUUUAGGAAGUUAAAAUCCUAAUGUUCAUUACCUUCAUCACUACCAGCUCCUUCCUCAUGGUAGAGUGCAUUUUUACUGAAGUAUGGUCUGAAUACAGAGAUUUUGGUAGUUGGCAGUCAUGGUAAUGAAGCUAGUAAUACUAGUAGUAUUACUGUAACGGUGAUGAAGCUGACCUAGAUGUUGAAGCGAUGGACUUGCAAAACACAAAUUGACACUUAUGUUCAACUUCCUUUAGUUAUUAAGGAUUUCAUUUUUGUUAUUUAGGUUUUUGAUUUAAAUCAUCAUGGACUUAAAUCUGCAGUGCCUCACAAAAGUAAUGACAUCCCUUUGUACUUUUUUUUUAUAUUUAGGUAUUAAAAACCACAAACUUCAAUGUGUUUUUGCAAUUUGAUGUGACUGGCCAACAAAAAUAUAACAGAAAUCUGAAAAGUGUGGUGUGCAUUUAAAUUAAACCAUCCCAAGCCAAUACUUUGUAGAAGCACCUUUUGCUUAAGUUACAUCUGCAAGCCUUUCGGAGAUGAUCUCUACCAGGUUUACACAUCUAAGGACUGAAUGUUCUCCAUCCAAUCUGGCCAAGCUUAAGCCAGAGCAUCUGUAAACAGUCUUGCCACAGGUCCUCAGUUAAAUUUCGGUCUGGACUCUGAGCCAUUUUAGGAUGUGAAUCUGCUUUAAACCAUUCCAUUGUAGCUCUAGUUGCAUGUUUAAUGUCGUAUUGCUGAAAGGUGAACCUCUGUCUCUGUCUAAAGUUUUGUGCAGCCUCCAGCAAUGUUUAUUGCUCCAUUCUUUCCACCAACUCUGACCAGCUUCUCUAUCCACGCUAAAGAAGCUCCUCCCCGCAGCAUGACACUGUCACCACCAUGUUUGUAGUUGCAAUGGGACAAAGUCUGAAAAGUUCGAAGGGUAUAAAUAUUUUUGAAGACACCAUACCUUACAGAAAUCUGCAGAAAACCAGCCAGUCCUGUUUGUCAAUCUGUCAGUGGUGAUUUAGAGCAGGUCUAACUGAUCCAUGGAUGAUCAGUUUAUAUAAAGAAUCGCACUACAAGUCCAGGGUUGACCCUCCUCUUAGCAGAAGGGGUCAUAGCACAGUUCAUACAGGUACAGACCAAUGGACCAGCUUUUUCUGAUAGGUUUGCACAAUUUCAGAGAAUCAUGCAAUAACAAUAUGAUGUGGGAUAAAUCCGCAUUUCCUCACACCUUUAUCUGUCAUUAAGAUGAUUCAAAGUCCCUCUGUAAGCCUUAGUAUCUCGGACAGGGGAGACGUCAUCUGACAAACUGAAUUAAUGAAACUUGAAAUAUAACAAUCCAAACAGUCCUUUGUGAUCCCUAAUUAUAUAUAUAUAUAUUUUUACAUUUUGUGGUACCACUGGCCUUUAUUCAUUAGAAGCUUAAAAACGGCAGUGUAAUAAGGGGAAGAUAUCCAGUAAAUUGACCGGAGUCGGGAAUCGAACCUGUGACAGCUACGUUGAGGACCAUAGCCUCCAAGCCUGCUGUUUCUCUGAGCCACAUAGCUUUCUGCGGCCCUAAUUUAUAUACAAAUUUUGAUCAUUACAAAUGCAUUUCAUGUAGCUUUUUAUUAAUCCCUUUUUUGUUUGGUUUUUAGGUAUUUUAGCUUAAGCUUAGUUAUUUUCCACUUCUGGUUAAUAAAAUUGUUUACAUCUAAAUUUUGAUUUUACUUGUUUUAGCAAAACAUCCCCAACUUGCCUGGCACAGUAAAACAAAAAACUGUACAUUGUCAUGUGAGAUUUUGUUGCAUGCUGCCUUCAUCUCUAAAGAUGUCCAUUUUGCUGCCUGCGUAGUUAUUUUAGCAAAUGUCCUGAGAGAAAUUAGCCAGAAACUAAUUAUACUUUUAGAUCAGGUUGCUGUCUGAUGUGGCUUGUUUUUCUGCACUAUUUAUUUGCACUGAAGACUGGACUUUGUUGACCAAAUGAUCACUUGUUUUUUUUUUUGAAGAAGAAGAAGAAGAAGAAGACUGGAUACAAUCACUGUUUUAUCAUUCCAUAAAUCACUGCAGUGUUCCUGAAAUGAGGUUACAUAUUGAACUAUGGGAGAAACAACUACUUAUCUUCUCUUUACAUCAGGGAGCAGAUGGAGAGAUGGGCUUAUGAUCAAUCAUUGUUUACGGAUUCAUCUGUAGCCGUGAUCUAAAGACAAGGGGAAACAUGUGCUUUGUCAAGGUGUUCAAUUCAAUUAAAAAUACUUUAAUAACCCAAAAUGGAAGUUAAAUGUUUUUGUAGUUUAUAUCAUGCAGGUUGCUUCAAAGAUUGUUGUCGAUGCUGAUGGCUGUGGGGAGAAAGGAUGUCCUGUAGCGGUCUGUCUUACAAUAAAUCUGAAGUAGCCUCUGACUGAAGACAGUCUGCUGUUGUAUGAAGAAGAUGCUGAGGGUUCUCCAUAAUGUUCUCCAUUUUAUGAAGAAUAUUUCUUUGCACAAUGAUCUCUAGAGGUUCCAGAAGAGUCCCCAGAACAGAGCCAGCCUUCUUUAUUAGUUUGUUGAGCUUUUUUUAAGUUCCUGGCUCUGAUGCUGCUACACCAGCAGAUGAUGCCAGACUUAUAGAAGAUAUGCAGCAUCUUUCUGCAAACACUGAAGGACCUAAGCUUCCUCAAGAAGUAUAGUCUGCUCCGUCUUCCUAGAGAAGACUGCUAACUUGACAGCCAACUAUUGUUGAAAGAAGGUGUUACCAAAUAAACUGUGUAACAGAGCAAUUAUGUGUUUAAGUUCAAAGCUAAGCAUGUAUAAUACUGUAUUACAGCUUGAUGAGGAUUUCAAGCUCUUUCACAUCUUUAAAGCACUCAAAAGCUUGUGAGGCCUCUUGUGGAACAUCUUGGAUGAGAAUCUGUCACCAACUCUAAAUGUUCUAACAAACCACUUGCUGGUUGAUGCCAAACAGACCCCAGUGUUGGCAUCUGCCAGCAUUAGAUUCAUUGAUUUACCCAGAUGUUUUUCCUCUUGUUUAAAGCAUAUAAUUAAUGGCCUGUAAGUCAAUUAGAUUACUGUACUAUAACCUUACUGUGUCUAUUAUUUGAAAUGGUUCUAUCCGGUGCCAAUUUUUUAUUACUGUAAGAAAAUUUGAUCUUAGGCUCUUUUUUUUUUUUUCACACUGAUUGACAUUUUUUUAGACCUCUGUACUUGACUGACGUGCCUCCUGUUGUCUUUAUGUUUGAAUGUGUCUCUAUGAAAAACUGGGAACAUUGAUUUUUGAGCAAAAGUGAGAUCCAGGUCUAAAUAAACACAUAUAACUAAAAACUAA
This is a messenger RNA of Girardinichthys multiradiatus, 6426 nucleotides long. It is a transcript of the gene bri3bp, whose product is annotated as bri3 binding protein. The record is from RefSeq and is a predicted model, not a curated record. The coding region runs from base 154 to 861 and encodes 235 amino acids. The transcript has 3 exons. Lineage: Eukaryota; Metazoa; Chordata; Actinopteri; Cyprinodontiformes; Goodeidae. Gene Ontology annotation, cellular component: mitochondrion; membrane. Gene Ontology annotation, molecular function: mannosyl-oligosaccharide 1,2-alpha-mannosidase activity; calcium ion binding.